Molecule: messenger RNA, 4438 nt
Organism: Xiphophorus couchianus (Monterrey platyfish)
Lineage: Eukaryota; Metazoa; Chordata; Actinopteri; Cyprinodontiformes; Poeciliidae
Product: neurturin-like
Exons: 4
Coding region: 614-1306 (230 amino acids)
Molecular function (GO): glial cell-derived neurotrophic factor receptor binding; growth factor activity; receptor tyrosine kinase binding
Source: RefSeq, a predicted model, not a curated record
AGAGGCAAGCAGAGGCAUCAGAAAGAAGCUCUCUGCUCCACUUAGAGUAACCACGCUCUCCCUCCUCACCCUAACCCAUCUUCUCAACCCACAGAGUUCCCCCUCCUGGGAGCACAACAGAGGACCUGCUGCUGGAAAAGAGGGUUAAAGGCUUUUCUUUUUUGCAAAACAGAAGAGCAAGAAGUUCUGCGCGAAGAGACAUGUUGACGGGCGUUUUCUGAACCGAAGCCUACAGUCCCUUCAAGCUCUUUCACCCCCCCUUCUUCUUCUUUUGAAUGGAUCAAUCUGGGUGCCACAAAGAGCAUGCUUACAUUCAGAGGAAUGUUGAUUUUGAUCUUCACCACUCAGAAGAGUUCAAUGGAAAAGCAAAUAUGAUCGAAGAAUAAGACAUCCUGGACCUGAGUCAAGUCAGGACACCUCCCGUACUCGCGAGGCGAAGGAGUUGACACAAUUCAUGGGAAAAAAGAAGGACUCCUGCCUGUGCUCCUCACCUGUGAUGAAGAUGGACGUACCCAGUCAGCACUUGCCUGAGGAGGUCAGCUGAAGCCAACGCCACGCAGCUAAGUCUGGAUUAGCAGGCCGAACGAGUUUCAAUGCUCCCCCACGUUUUAAGAUGAAGUUAUGGAAAGGUGCUACUUUUGCUUUCGUGCUCUGUGCUGCAGCCCUGUCCACCUUCCUCAUUAGAAACAUGGCCUCCAUCAGAGAGUUCAGAGUCCAAGCGAAACAUCCGCGGGCAUCUUCUUCGUCAGAACCUUCCCCCAAAUCAUCUUCAAUAUCUUCAACUGAACCACGAGUGCUGCCCUGGCAGACCGAAGAUCUUCGUCGGAAGACGCGCUCAACAGGCAACAACAUGAACUCCCUGCUCUCAGAGUUUUCUGUGAUGCUGCAGAGCUUUACAGAGGGAGAGCUUCAGCACGUGCUGGAAACCUUGCUGGACAGAAAGAGAAGGAGAGACCAGUCCCUUGGCAUGACCCAGACUCGAAGGACUAAGAGAGCUCACAAAUCCAGACCUUGCUCCCUUAGGAAGCUGGAACUAACUGUGACUGAACUCGGUCUUGGCUUCGAGAGCGACGAGACGAUACAGCUGCAGUACUGCAGUGGUCAAUGCGAUAAAAAAAAGCUGAACUAUGACCUCGUCAUGAAGCAUAUGGUCGAAAAAGGCAUUCUUGGGAGGGGUCGAAAGAACAGAGUUAGCAAAGAACCCUGCUGCCGACCCACUAAAUUUGAAAAGAGCCUUGGCUACUAUGGAAAUAAGACCCAUAACAUAAUAUCUAAUGUAUCAGCGAAGAGCUGUGGGUGUGUAUGACCUAAAGUAAUGAACUUCUCACUUCUUCAAGCUGCUCCAGGCCUCUGCUGAAAGAUCCAUAAAGGGAGACAAACAAGGGAAUAUAAACACCAGCAGAGAGGAAGAAACCAUGGGGGAAUGUUUGUGGCGUUUCCAUGGGAACCCUUUUUGACAGAGUAACUUUGAAUGAAUUCGCCUGUCAUCGCCAGUUGGAAGCAGAUCACAUGGAUGGCGAGAGCCAUGUUUGGAUUCCACGUAAAAAUGAAAAGAAAAUGACAGCACAAACAAAUACAUGUUUAUAUCUUUUCUAUCUGUGUAGUGACACUGUAAGCUAUGGUGUUAACAGCAGUUUAGCAACAUGAGGUUUGUGUCUUUGUAGUCAUUUGUACAUGUUUAGAUUAAGAACGAUGCGCCAGGGUGGAUCGGACCAUCGCUGUUACUGCUCUUCAUUCAAAUUCCUAUCAAAACUUUAUGGCUUAUAGAUGCAUCAUCCCAACAAAUUACUAGUCAGGCACAUAAAAAAAGAAAAAACCAUUGAAGCCAUAAAAUAAAAUACAUGUUAAUUUAAAAAAGUCACUACAGCACAACUUACACAGAUAUAUUUUGAGAUGUGUCCAAAAAGAUGUUCAAUUGUUUCAGUCUAAGAGGAUUUGUAUGUUUUAUGUUCUUAUUGCUACUAACUGCAGCUUUAUUACACAGGGAAAACAAAAGAAGUGUUACUUAUAAUUUAUCAAGAAAUAUUUUUGCUUUCGUCCCUGGUACAAGACCCAUAAUAACUGCAUCUAUUGAUAGUGUAGAGGCUCUCAACAUGUGUUCUUGUAAAAAACUUCCUCAUCCGCAUUCUGAAGAACAAAUCUUAUAUUUUCCCCUAAUAAUCAACCAGGCACCCCUGGUGCAGAUAUGUACAAAGUCUUUAUUGCAACAGGAUAAUCUCAAGGUAAUGUUUUCAACUUGAGUGCAUUUAUGACCAUGCUAGGAAAAUACUUAUUUUGACAUAAAUCACUGUUGGCGCAACUUGCUGGUAAAGCAUUGUAAUGCAGAACUUGGUCUUCACAGAGCUUUACGUUCAAGGAAGUGCUAAAGAGGUUAUAAUAGUCCACCAAGUUUUUAAUGGGUGCAUCUAAGGAUCCUUGUGUACCCACAGCAAGAGUCGUGCCUGCAUUCUUGGCACAAUGUGUAGUUUAUUUCCAGCAUGGAUUGGACUCAACCAGAGUUGCCUCCAGUCGCCAAUCCAGUUUAUAGAGAAAUCCGUCUUUGGUUAUUGUAGAUGUUGUGGUUCAGUUGUCGUCAGCCUCAUAAGGCUGAAAAUUGUGGCCUGCAAGAGGGUCAACUAAAAGAUGGAGGCCAGUCUCUGCCUCAAUAAGAAGAGAAAUUCAAGUAUCUUAGAGCUGGGUUUGGAUGGAAUUGAGCCUCGUCUGCAGUAAUUUGACCACUUCUCCAGAUCGUCAUUUGUGGAAAGAGAACAGUCAAGAAGAAAAGCUUACCAUUUGAUUAUCCAUCUAAAUCCCACCCUCACCUAUGGUUCAUGAUAUACACUAGACACAGGUCUACAAGAUCAGUGUUUGGAAAAACUCCUGCUCCUCCUCACUGAAAGAUAUCGGUUGAUGUGGUUUUGGGAUGUGAGCAGGAUACUGCCUGAGAGCUGUGCUUAGGAAGUCUUUCAGGUAAAUCUUCCUUUGAAGAGACCCCACAGCAUAUCUCUCGAAGGGACCAUGCAUCACUUCUGUCCAAAGAGCCCAUUGGGAACCCAAUAAAACUUAGCAGGGUAGAAGAAUAUCAGGAUUUGCCUUCUAAUCUUGUUACUGAUCUCAGAUAAGCAGAUGACAAUGACAGGAUAGAUUAUCUCUGACCAGUCCCUUUUGCACCGCGUCUCUAAAUGAUCCAAAGUCAUGGGUCCUGUCUUAUGAACCCCGUACUUGCAAUAGGUUUUGACUGGAUUUAGGUCUGGAGACGGUCAUGGCCAGGUCGGUGUUGAUUUGGCCAUUUGCUUUGGAUCACUAUCAUGUUAAAUGAUCCUAUAUGGACUCGUUUUCAGUUUUCUGGCAAAGUUCACCAGAGUUUAUUAAAACCACCUGGUAUUUUGAAGAGUUAAUCUCAUGUAGUCUAGCAAUCUCAGGACCUCUGAAAGGGAAACGGGCCCAAAGGAUCAUAGAUCCUCCACUGUAAUUAACAGUGGCGAUGAUGCGCUUUCCCACAUAUUCAUUUUGAGUGUCGGUGGCCAAAACGCUAAAUAUUGAUGUUAGGCUAGGGCGUUUCCUGACAUGCUUCCAAUAAAACAGUGAUGUAGAUGGUGUCUAUUGCUUAGCAUGGGAUUUUCCCUUACUGGAUAAAUGUAUUCAAAUUUAAUGUUAUAUUUUCCCAACUUUUUAUUUAGCUUGCCAUUAUGCUACUGAAAUAAAACAUUUUUAUUUGUUUUUUAUUUGUUGUUUUUUUACAUAUCUUUAACAGGAGUGCCGACCAAUAUGUCUGCAUCUCUACAUCCGCUGGAAUCAUUUUCACCAAAAAAUAUGCCAACAAUUCAGAAUCCAUUAAACAUCUCCCCUCAAGCUUAAGAUAAUUUAACUUGUUCAAAUUGUGACCCAGGGUGAAGUUUGUGACAUUUUUCUCCAGAACCAGAUUUGACUGAUUUGCAAAGAUGAAAAAAGGAGAAAGUGGGAACCAGAUGAAUGGUUUUAGGAAGAGGUAGUGGAAUGUUUUCUUUUUGCUCCGAGAAGCAGAAAGCUGAAGUUUUUCCCAUCUGUAAAGCGUUUUCUGACCCAUGACCCACUGUACUGUACAGCCUUUCAACUGGCCCUGAACAUGCCUCUGUGUUGUGUUGCCUGGUAGACUUUUAGGAGAAUAAUAAGCUGUGUACAUGAAUAAUAAUGCAUCCUUCUCACCCUCGGACGUCCUAUUGUAGUUUGAAAUAACUGCCUGAAGUAUUGUUUUGCAUAUUUGUUUUUCCUCAUGAGAAGGUAAAAGCGAGGGGUGCUGAUGCGGUGCAUCUAUGUUGUAGUUUAUAUUGUAUUUAUUUUGGAAAUAAAUUAUAGAUUUUCAUAUUUAUUAAGAUUAUUACACAUAAAGGGGACAGCUUUUUAUCAUCAAGCAACUGUGCCAAAAAUGUUUUAUCUUACACUCUAUAUUGACUGCUGAAUAAAGAUAAUUUUAAACAUG